This is a messenger RNA of Talpa occidentalis (Iberian mole), 1703 nucleotides long. RefSeq names its product DNA excision repair protein ERCC-6-like. The transcript has 7 exons. Lineage: Eukaryota; Metazoa; Chordata; Mammalia; Eulipotyphla; Talpidae. Bases 94 to 1653 code for a protein of 519 amino acids. The record is from RefSeq and is a predicted model, not a curated record.
CCGUGGCCGAUCACAGUCGGGUCCCUCGGCGGCAGGCGGCGGCGACGUCUGCGUUUCCCUCCCGGCGUCUGUGCGCCCCCGGGUCUGUAGAGGAUGCCAAAUGAGGGAAUCUCCCAACUGAGCCAAACCCAAGAGCAAGACCACUUUCAAGGUCAAUAUGUCAGUGAGCAUGAAGAAAUGACAAUCAAGCAAGAAAAUGAUGACGCAGAGAUGGAGGAGAGUCUUCCCUCGUGUUCCUCUGCUAACAGGCCAUCCACUUCCACGGAAGGGUGUCCGUCAGAGGUUCCCAAGAAAGGGCUGGCCCGGCUACACAUUGACAGAAGUCAGAUCCAGACAGUGGAGCUGAGUGCACAAGCCCUUGAACUUCAGGGCUUGGGCGUGGAUGUCUAUGACCAGGACGUGCUGGAGCAAGGUGUGCUUCAGCAGGUGGAUAGCGCAAUCCAUGAGGCCAGCCGGGUGGCCCAGCUCGCCGAUGCAGAGAAGGAAUAUCGUUCAGUCCUGGAUGACCUCACGUCAUGUACAACAUCCCUAAGGCAAAUCAAUAAAAUUAUCGAACAACUUAGUCCUCAAGCUGCCACCAACAGAGACAUCAACAGGAAACUAGAUUCUGUAAAACGACAGAAGUAUAAUAAGGAACAACAACUAAAGAAGAUAACAGCAAAACAAAAACGACUCCAGGCCAUCCUUGGAGGAGCAGAGGUAAACAUUGAAAUAGAUCAUGCCAGUCUGGAGGAGGAGGAUGCAGAGCCAGGCCCGUCCUGUCUUGGCAGCAUGCUCAUGCCUAUUCAGGAGACCGCUUGGGAGGAGCUCAUCCGCACUGGCCAGAUGACGCCUUUUGGUACUAAGAUCCCUCAGAAACAAGAGAAAAAGCCUAGAAAACUAAUGCUCAACGAAGCAUCAGGCUUUGAAAAGUACUUGGCAGAUCAAGCAAAACUGUCUUUUGAAAGGAAGAAGCAAGCCUGUACUAAAAGAACAGCUACAAAAGCUCAGGCCUCUGUCACUUCAGAGCUGAGUUCAACAUUCAGUGAAAACAAGCCAAACAAGAGAAGCCAAGUUCUCUCGAAGACAGACAAACGGUUGAAAAAGCACAUCAAGAAACUCCAGAAGAGGGCUUUGCAGUUCCAGGGGCAAAUGGGAUUGCUAAGGGGAAAGAAACCACUGGAGUCUGAGGUGAGGCCAGAGGCAGAGGAAGACUCCCAGGGUGAGGAGUCCGAGUACGUGCCCUCAGAGGAGGAGCCAGAGGAGGCAGCGGGCGCUGAGCUGUCCGGAGAGGGCACCGACUAUGAACUGAAGCCCUUGCACAAGCACCGGAAACGGCAGAAGAAGGUUGCAGUGCAGGAGAUUGAUGAUGACUUUUUUCCAAGUUCUGAGGAAGAAUCUGAAGCUGCAGGAGGAAGCGGAGGUCGGAAAGUAUUGAGAUGCCGAGACGACGGAGAUGAAGAUUAUUAUAAACAGCGGUUAAGGAGAUGGAAUAAACUGAGAAUGCGGGACAAAGAGAAGUGUCUGAAGCUUGAAGACGAUUCAGAGGAAAGCGAUGCUGAAUUUGAUGAAGGUACCAGCAGACAGGUGUUAGGUGGCUGUGGGAAUUGCACUGCCAGCAGGCAGGAGGAAUUCUGGGAGACGAAAUGGGAUUGGGCAAGACCAUCCAGAUAAUUGCCUUCUUGGCAGGUCUGAGCUACAGCAAGAUCAGGACUCGUGGUUCA